UGAUGUCAAUUGAGUCUAUUGUCAAAUAUAGCAGAGAAAGUUUUUUUGUAACUUUUUAAUAUUUGUAACAAUAUUUUUAUUUAACUUAGAAUUCUAAAUAAGAUUAAAUACCUUAAAUAAUAAAACGUUCUUAAAAAUAAAAUAAAUUGUUUCUUGUUUAUUUUAAUAAUAGAAGUAAACGAAAGUUUGUGCAAAUAUUUUUAUUGUAGAAGUUUACUACAUGGAACUUAAUACAAAACUUUUUAUCGGCUGAAUUGAAGUUACUUUUGGGCGGUAUCCGAGAACCGCACGCUCGAGUGGCGCGGGCCGGCAGCACGGCGCGAGGGCAGCGGGCGCGGUGAUGCGGCGAUGGCGUCGCGGCGCGUGACGCGCAAGUGGGAGGUGUUCGCGGGACGCAACCGCUUCUGGUGCGACGGCCGGCUCAUGACGGCGCCGCACCCCGGCGUGUUCGCGCUCACGCUGGCGCUCAUCUGCGGCACGUGCGCGCUGCACUUCGCCUUCGACUGCCCGUUCCUGGCGGCGCGCGUGUCGGCCGCGGUGCCGGCGGCGGGCGCGGCGCUGUGCGCGAGCACGCUGGCGGCGCUGCUGCGCACGGCGCUGUCGGACCCCGGCAUCAUCCCGCGGGCGGCGCCGGCCGAGGCGGCGGCGCUGGGCGCGCUGGAGGCGGCGGACGCGGGCGCCGCGGGCCGGCCGCCGCCGCGCGCGCGCGAGGUGCUGGUGCGCGGCCGCCCCGUCAAGCUCAAGUACUGCUUCACGUGCAAGAUGUUCCGGCCGCCGCGCGCCUCCCACUGCUCGCUCUGCGACAACUGCGUCGACCGCUUCGACCACCACUGCCCGUGGGUGGGCAACUGCGUGGGCAAGCGCAACUACCGCUACUUCUACGCGUUCGUGGUGUCGCUGUCGUUCCUGGCCGUGUUCGUGUUCGCGUGCGCGGUGGCGCACCUGGCGCUGCUGGCGCGCGGCGCGGGGCUGGCGGGCGCGCUGCGGGCGAGCCCCGCGUCGGCCGUGGUGGCGGCCGUGUGCUUCCUGUCCGUGUGGUCGGUGCUCGGCCUGGCCGGCUUCCACACCUACCUCGCCUCCACCGACCAGACCACCAACGAGGACAUCAAGGGCUCGUUCUCGACGCGUCGCGGCGUGUCGAACCCCAACCCGUACUCGCGCGGGCACGCGUGCGCCAACUGCUGGCACGUGCUCUGCGGGCCGCUGGCGCCCAGCCUCAUCGACCGACGCGGCGUGGUGUCGACGGACGCGCGGGACGAUUUGCCGCCACGUUUCGCGCAGGUGCUGUGCGUGCCCCCCGCCGGGCCCCCCGCCGGGCCUCCCGCCGGGCCCCCUGCAGUGGCGCUCGUGAGCGCGCCCUCGCCCGCCGCGCCGCGACGCGACGGUGUGCUGGGCGGCAGCUACACCAACCUGUUCGAGGGCGGAGAGGCGGCGCGCCACGCGUAUAUGAACCACAGCCUCGACCUGGAUCCCGUGCCGCUGCAGGAGGUGUGCAUAGCGGGCGGCGGGGGCGGCGCGGGCGGCGCGGGCGGCGCGGGCGGCGGGGGCGGCGCGGUGGCGGGCGGCGGCGCGCUGAGCGCGUCGCGCCUGCGCCUGCUGCACGACACCACGAUGAUCGACGCCGCGCUCGACCUCGACGAGCCCGACCCGCCGCCGGCGCCCGCGCACCACGCGCACCACGCGCACCACGCGCACCCCGCGCACCACGCGCACCAGCCCCACCACGCGCACCAGCCCCACCACGCGCUGCACGGCCACCCGCCGGCACUCGCACUCGCGCUCUGACAGCGGCGGGCUUGCUCGCCUUGUACAUAAUUACUUCUACGAUACCCCAAUAAACGACCCCGCCAA
Nymphalis io (European peacock) is the source of this 1851-nucleotide messenger RNA. It is a transcript of the gene app, whose product is annotated as palmitoyltransferase ZDHHC18. The record is from RefSeq and is a predicted model, not a curated record. Bases 349 to 1785 code for a protein of 478 amino acids. Gene Ontology annotation, biological process: peptidyl-L-cysteine S-palmitoylation; protein targeting to membrane. Lineage: Eukaryota; Metazoa; Arthropoda; Insecta; Lepidoptera; Nymphalidae. Gene Ontology annotation, cellular component: endoplasmic reticulum; Golgi apparatus. Gene Ontology annotation, molecular function: protein-cysteine S-palmitoyltransferase activity. The transcript is spliced from 6 exons.